GGGGGGCGAUGGGCAUAGACUGCCCAGGGCCCAUCCGUGGCCUGGGGAACCCCCAGGGAUGGCACCCACAGCUGUGGGCAGCACUGCCUGCGCCUCACCGCCCUCCGAGGGGAGGAUUUCCUCCUGACACCCAACCUAAGCCGACCCUCUGUUGGUUUAAUAACCUCACCGUUAGUUUAGUUUGUGCGAUUGCAGUGCAUUUGUGCCCCAUACGCUUCUGCCUGUACCGGCAGCCUUCCGCGGGCACUCCUCACACAACACUGACCGUUCUCCGUCCCACAAGUUCCAUGGGGUCAGGGCUGCCACACGACAGCAGGAGCCCUCUGGGACAGAUGGAGGAGCUGCCCUUUCAGCCAUUGCAGCUGGCAUUUGAUGAGCAACGCAGCAGCUCCUGGCAACACUUAGGUGCUGAGCUGAGUGUCUCACUGCAUUGUGCCAACCCGCUGUGAUCUCUGAUUGCUUUCCCAUGUCAUGGCAACCCUCAUUCCCCCUAACAUACCUAAGUGAGUAUACAUUAACUUACUGAAAGGCCUUCCACCUACACCCACCUGCUUCUAGGAAAGACAGAUCCUGGUUGUAUUUUUUCCAUGGUUUGCCAGUUCUGCUGGCCAGCAGGAUGUCUGCACUACGGCCACCCCAGAGAACCAGCUUUGCAGGCACUUUUGGGAUCCCAAGUCCCAGCUCCUGACUCAGACAGCACUUUUCCAGCUCUGUUUCUAACCUCACCUCUUCAAGAAGACCAGCUCACUGGGGUUUGCCCAGCAAAGGGCUCAGCUUGGCAGCUCUCACUGCGACAAGGAGCAAAGCACCCUGUGUGGUGUCAGUCCUGGUGUUCAGCUGUACCACAGAUCUUCCCAUUGCUCCCUCUGUCUACGUCGUCCUGUUGGGUAUUUUCAUUUAUGAGGCACAUCACAACUAGCUGCUCACUUUAGGACCUCUCCUGAAUCUUCCUCUGAGAUUACAAGUGGCCAAACACAUAUCCGCAGUGCGAAACCCACCCUGCCCAAGAAACAGAAGGCUCUGUCUUUGCAGCUUUCUGCUAGAGGCCAGUGGUCCAUGUGGCCCGCCUUUGCAGCUGGGCAGACAGUCCUAAGGAAUCACAAACCCUGCAGUGCCCCAGAGGAGAGAACAUGUAGCAAUGAACAGGCCCUUCUUACCAUUCCAAAGCCACGUCACUUGGAACAAUUGGAGUCUUACUUAAGGAAAGAGCUGCAGACUCUUGACCUGACUAAAGGGAUCUCCCAGGAACUGAAGCUGCAGCCCUACAGAGAGAUAUUUGAAUUCUUCAUAGACAACUUCAAGACCUACAAGCCCUUGCUGUCAGCUAUAAAGAAUGAGUAUGAAGCCACAUUGGCUCAUCAGAAGGAGAUGAUUCGUGCCCUAGAGCCCCUGAAGGCCAUGGUCACCACUGUCUCUGAGGAGUGCACCCAGCAGAUAUUAGCACUGCAGGAAAAGGAGAAAGUGGAAAUAAAUACUUUAAAGCAAGAGAAACAUCAUUUGUUAAAGUUUAUUGACAACAUGAAGGAAGAGAAGUGUUCUCUUCAGACUCAGGUGGAGCACCUGCAGAUGAGCGUAGCUGAGGAGUACACUCGCUACCUCCAGGAGUACGGCGCCCGCAAACUGCUUCUAGCAAAACUGAAUGACAUGCACAACGAGCAGCUGAACGUGAAACAGCACCAGGCCCAAGAAAAAGCUGUCAAGGGCGAAGACGUGGUGAAACUCACUCUGGCAUUGAAGAUGGCUCGGCAGGACCUGACAAAAGCCCAAGUGAAGCUGAAUGCAAUGACAGCAGAGUAUGGAGACGUUGUGCCCAGGAGACGUUUUGAAUCUCUGGAGAAGAAAUACUCUGAUUUACUUCAGGAGAUGAAGACUCUGAGGAAGGAUUUUGAUCAGCUCCAUGAGGAGUAUGGAACACUGCUCGAAAUCCACAGAGAGACUGCAGAAGAGCGAGACAGCUUCUUCACCAGACUCCAGGAAGCCGAGCGCAGUCACACGCCCCGGCCCAACUGGGCAAAGUGUUCAGAAGUGAUUCCUGGUGGAGCGGAGCGGUGGGACUGUCUGGCCAAGGGGAAGAGCAGCCAUCAGCUGGUGGAUGUGCUUCUGGAGGAAAUAGGAACAGGAGUGCUAAAAGAGAUGAAUGUCUUCCGUGGAUGGGGCAAAGGUAACAAGGUUCCUGUGCACCUGAGGUAUGAAGGUGAAGUCAAGAACAAAAAGCCGACUAAGAAGGAUGUGGUGAACAUCCUGAAGGACAUCUGGAAAGAGAAAACUGCAUUAGAUCAGCAGACAGGAAAACGAUCCAGUCUUCCUGAGUUCUUUCUCAGCUACCUCCAGAAGAAGUAUGGAGAUGCCUCUGCUGUGGAAUGGUCUUACACUCUCUCUGAGUACAUGCGACUCUGUCCAUCAAACCAUGUCAUGAGCUCGUUCUAUGAGAUACUCACUGGGAAGGUAGCUGAAGAGCAAUACCACAGCCAGAACCAGCUGAUUUCUGACCUGCAGAAGGAGCUGGCUGCCUGUGACAGCUACAGCAGUGGGUCCCUGCCCAGUGAGCAGUUCAGGAUGGCUCUGAGGGAAGCUUUUCCUCUGAAAAGAAGAGAUGCAAUCCAAGAGCUGGUUGAUGCAAGCAUGUUCAGUCUGGACAGCGAUGACGACUUCAUUGACUACAUAUCCUUAUUCAAAGAAGAUGAAGAGGGGAACCCUGAACCUUUUGUUGCAAAGCUCAGGAGCCAGUAUGUCAGUGAGAAGCAGGAGUACCUGCAAGAGCUAAAGAACAGCCUGGGAGAUGUAACAGAGGUGGAUGCAGAUGAUCUGAAGGCAGCCUUCUGCAGGAUUGAUCCUGAGAUCAGUGAUCAGACACUGGAUGCCUACAUCGGCCUGGCGUACCAGGUCAGAAGAGAACAGCCUGACCAAGAAGUUGUGCCUGUGGACACCAUACUGGAAAGACUCUGCGUUGGAGAUGUGAGACGAGUAGGGCCCUCACCCAGGAAAGAAAGCACAACAGACUUUGAAGGAGAGUAAGGAGGCUUCCCAUAUUAAAAAUAAAAAGCCUGUUUCAUCUGCA
Gallus gallus (chicken) is the source of this 3058-nucleotide messenger RNA. RefSeq names its product translin associated factor X interacting protein 1 (gene TSNAXIP1). The record is from RefSeq and is a predicted model, not a curated record. The coding region runs from base 1057 to 3015 and encodes 652 amino acids. The transcript is spliced from 16 exons. Lineage: Eukaryota; Metazoa; Chordata; Aves; Galliformes; Phasianidae. Gene Ontology annotation, cellular component: cytoplasm.